CUUAUUCCAACAUUCCUUCCUUCCUUCCUCACCAGCUAGUCAUCAGCUCCUCCAGAGCUGAUCGAUCAAGAUCAUCACAUAUAUAGCAGCUAGCUACGUCAAAGCUAGCCUAUAGACCAUGGCCAUGGCUAUCUCCUCGGGCCUUCCUGCUUGCUCUGUCGUCAUGGCAACCCUGAUGGUGCUCAUCAUCCAAGCUCAGGGCAUCACCAGGCACUACGACUUCGAUGUGCAGAUGGCGAAGGUGACGAGGCUGUGCGGCAGCAAGAGCAUCGUGACAGUGAACGGGCAGUUCCCGGGGCCGGAGCUGGUGGCGAGGGAAGGCGACCGCGUCCACGUCCGGGUCACCAACCACGUCUCGCACAACAUGUCAUUGCACUGGCACGGCAUCCGGCAGAUGCAGACGGGCUGGGCCGACGGGCCGGCGUACAUCACGCAGUGCCCGAUCCAGAUGGGCCAGACCUACGUGUACAAGUUCACAAUCACCGGGCAGCGCGGCACGCUGUGGUGGCACGCGCACAUCUCAUGGCACCGCGCCACCGUCUACGGCGCCAUCGUCAUCCUCCCCAAGCUCGGCGUUCCCUACCCGUUCGCCGCGCCGCACAAGGAGGUCCCCGUCAUCUUCGGCGAGUGGUGGGCGGCGGACACGGAAGUCGUGAUGAGCCAGGCGCUCAAGGUGGGCGGGGCCCCGAAUAUCUCGGACGCUUUCACCAUUAAUGGACUUCCAGGGCCGCUCUACAACUGCUCAGCCCAAGACACGUUCAAGCUGAAGGUGACACCCGGGAAAACAUACCUACUGCGCCUCAUCAACGCCGCGCUCAACGACGAGCUCUUCUUCUCCGUCGCCAACCACACGCUCACAGUCGUUGAGGUCGAUGCCGUCUACGUAAAGCCGUUCACCGUCAAGACCAUUGUCAUCUCGCCAGGCCAAACCACCAACGUACUACUCACCGCCAAGCCGGUCAACCCCAAGGCCAACUUCUACAUGUCCGCCGCACCCUACUCCGUCAUCAGGCCCGGCACCUUCGACAACACAACCGUUGCCGGCAUCCUUGAGUACCAUGAAGACCCAAGUUCAUCGUCAAGCUUCGACAAGAACUUGCCGCUCUUCAAACCGAUGCUACCCCGGUUCAACGACACCAAAUUCGUCACGAACUUCACAACCAAGCUCCGGAGCCUCGCCACGACAAAGUACCCUGCGGCCGUUCCACAAACGGUGGACAAGAGGUUCUUCUUCACAAUCGGGUUGGGCACGCUGCCUUGCCCCAAGAACAUGACUUGCCAAGGGCCCAAUGGCACGCAGUUCGCGGCGGCAGUGAACAACGUCUCCCUUGUGCUCCCCACCAAGGCACUCCUGCAAUCGCACUUCACGGGGCUCACCACGGGCGUCUACGCGUCCGACUUUCCGGCUAUGCCACUCUCGCCGUUCAACUACACGGGGACCCCUCCGAACAACACGAACGUGGCCACGGGAACAAAGUUACUUGCGUUGCCAUUCAACACGUCGGUGGAGCUAGUGAUGCAGGACACGAGCGUGCUCGGCAUCGAGAGCCACCCUCUGCACCUUCACGGCUUCAACUACUUCGUCGUCGGGCAAGGGUUUGGCAACUACGAUUCGGCGAAGGACCCAGCCAAGUUCAACCUCGUCGACCCUGUCGAAAGGAACACGGUUGGCGUGCCGGCUGGCGGGUGGGUGGCCAUUCGUUUCCUUGCGGACAACCCAGGGGUAUGGUUCAUGCAUUGCCAUCUGGAGGUGCAUACGACUUGGGGGCUAAGAAUGGCAUGGCUGGUGCAUGAUGGGAGCAAACCCAACCAGAAGCUGCUUCCCCCGCCGUCUGAUAUGCCCAAAUGCUAGACGGACUUGAUCUCUGGCUGCUCUUUAUUUGUCCUGGCCCCUUGUCUGAUUUAUUCGCCAAUUUGCGAUUGUUUUCUCCUGCGGGGGAUUUUAGUGUGUUUUAGGCCGUUCAUAGCUGACCUUUCUUACCAAUUUUCCUUUUUUUUGCCUUUCUUUCAUUUUUUUGUCACUCUCUGAUGACGACUUUUGAACUUUUGAUACUUGUUGAAUAAACACUGGCGUGAAUUCACGGCAAAAUCCCGAAUGUUCUGUGCAAUUCUGUC
Brachypodium distachyon (stiff brome) is the source of this 2115-nucleotide messenger RNA. RefSeq names its product laccase-4. The coding region runs from base 119 to 1852 and encodes 577 amino acids. The record is from RefSeq and is a predicted model, not a curated record. Gene Ontology annotation, cellular component: apoplast. Gene Ontology annotation, biological process: lignin catabolic process. Gene Ontology annotation, molecular function: copper ion binding; hydroquinone:oxygen oxidoreductase activity. The transcript is spliced from 6 exons. Lineage: Eukaryota; Viridiplantae; Streptophyta; Magnoliopsida; Poales; Poaceae.